CUUUACUAAUUUUAAUUAUAAAAUACCUUUCUUCAUAWUCUCUCCAUCACAAAUAAUUCCCAGCAACAAAAUGUCAUCWUGAUGAGUCUCCAGGGAAAAGCAAUUUUCACGAGUCGGCGUCUAUUUUGUUUUGCUCAAUUAGGUGAYGCCGCUGCGACGAGGAGAGAUGUCUUCCCAAUCGCCAUUCCUUUAAAUAAUAAGGACAUGAAACCUUUAAAUGCAACGAAGAAUGCAACAGAAAACAAUACUGCAGACAAAAAUUCAGAUAAAACAUUAAAGGACAAAGUAAAGCAUGCAGAGUCCUAUCCAAAUCCUCCCGUGCCUACCCCUGCCGGGUUUUCUCUUCACCAGUUGUUCAACAAAAAUACAAAGAACCAAAAGCCWAAGAACACCCAGAAUGAUAAUAUGAGAGUAAAACCCACGCAAUGGGGAUUUAACGAUAAAUAUUUGGCGUCAGAAAAUAGAUAUGCAGUCAAACGAGAUGCACUUUUUGACGGCGCUGGAGGGGACUCCAUGUCAUUCAGUAAUUUUCAAAUUCUUGGAAACCAGGACGUGAUUGGCAAGCGAUAAGCCAAUGUAUGUUGUAAGAAAAAUUGUGAUGGAAAACAAUAAGGAAUAACACAAAGGGAGACAUUUCUUAAUUGCAGCAAAUAUUAGGUAUUAUAUAGUUAAUAACAUAAAAGUUAAACAGCAGAAAUGGCCGCAAUUUAAAGAUGUAAAUGUAUUGUUUUAAAAUAAUGAACAAAAUGCACCAAAAAAGAAAAGAUGAAAAAACAAGACGAUAAUUGCUCUAAUAAUGCUUAUUUAUCUAGAUUAUAAUGAAAUAAGUAUUUCUACUUCGGAGAACUCUCUCCACCGUGUAUAAAAUAUAGGAGCAAAUUAAUAGUUCAUAUCUAUGUAUGGUAUCUUCUCAAAAGUUAGAAAGAUUCUAAUGACAAACAAGGUCCAUGUUAUAUAUUGAUUAUUUUUAAAAUAAAAUUUGAUUGUUAUUUUUAUAAUGA
This is a messenger RNA of Exaiptasia diaphana, 1001 nucleotides long. RefSeq lists its product as uncharacterized. The transcript has 5 exons. Lineage: Eukaryota; Metazoa; Cnidaria; Anthozoa; Actiniaria; Aiptasiidae. The record is from RefSeq and is a predicted model, not a curated record. Bases 82 to 570 code for a protein of 162 amino acids.